CGAACUACAAUCCCCAGCAAGCCAGAGGAUGAUGUGAACGGAAGUGAUGUUAGAACUCCGCGGCGGGAUCGCUAUAAGAAGGGCGCGCGUCACUUCCUUUUUCUCUCUCUCCCCCUGCAGCCGCAGCCAUGUCUCUCGUCAUCCCCGAGAAGUUCCAGCACAUUCUGCGUGUCCUCAACACCAACAUUGAUGGACGCAGGAAAAUUGCCUUUGCCAUAACAGCCAUUAAGGGUGUUGGGCGCCGUUAUGCUCAUGUGGUUCUUCGUAAGGCUGACAUCGACUUGUCAAAGCGAGCUGGAGAACUGACAGAGGAUGAGGUUGAACGCGUUGUCACCAUUAUGCAAAAUCCUCGUCAGUACAAGAUCCCAGACUGGUUCCUGAACAGACAGAAAGACAUCAAGGAUGGAAAAUACAGCCAGGUUCUGGCUAACGGUCUGGACAACAAACUCCGUGAAGAUCUUGAGCGGCUCAAGAAGAUCAAAGCCCACAGAGGGCUGCGUCACUUCUGGGGCCUGCGCGUCAGAGGUCAGCACACAAAGACCACCGGACGCCGUGGACGCACAGUGGGAGUGUCCAAGAAGAAGUAACAUGUUUGCCUGUGUUAUUUGUCAAUAAAGCUCUGUACAAAAUUUAA
Messenger RNA from Spea bombifrons (plains spadefoot toad), 634 nucleotides. RefSeq names its product ribosomal protein S18 (gene RPS18). Bases 129 to 587 code for a protein of 152 amino acids. Gene Ontology annotation, molecular function: RNA binding; structural constituent of ribosome. The record is from RefSeq and is a predicted model, not a curated record. Gene Ontology annotation, cellular component: cytosol; small ribosomal subunit; ribosome. The transcript has 6 exons. Gene Ontology annotation, biological process: translation. NCBI's taxonomy places the organism in Eukaryota, Metazoa, Chordata, Amphibia, Anura, Pelobatidae.